AUGGCACUGUAUGGAACUUCUGAUGCUUUGAUGUGCAGGGCAUUUCCCACCACCCUGAGGGGCCCGGCCCGCACGUGGUACAGCGGCCUGAAGACUAGGACUAUCGCCUCCUUCGACCAGCUCAUCAAGGACUUUGAGCUUAACUUCCUAGUCUACGCCCGGCCGAAACCGUCCGUUGCAUUACUCCUCGGGCUCAACCAGAGGGAGGACAAGCCCCUCUCCCAUUUUGUAAAUCGUUUUGCGGCGCAAAUCCGGGGGUUGCCGGGUGCUCACCCCUCUCUGUUGAUGCAGGCGUUUAUGAUAGGCCUGCAGCCUUCUAGAUUCUUCUGGUCUCUCGUGGAGCGACCCCCCACCGCAGUACCUGAGAUGCUUCAACGGGCGAACCAGUUCAUCGCGGCCGAGGACUGGAUAGUCGGGAAGCGGGAGGAGCACAAGAGGGUCAGGCCGGAACCGGCUCGGGGACAACAGUCUGCCACGCCGAGGCGCAGGCUGGACCGACCUGACCCGCCCUUGUUGAGGUCUCCGAUACCCCCUUUGGGCGCAUCCCGAACGGAGAUAUUUCUCCAAAUAAGGGAAAAAUGGCUGCUCAAGCCCCCCGUCCCGAUGAAGAACCCGUGGGAACUCGCUGACCAAUCCAAGUAUUGCCGCUUUCACCGGCAAAGCGGACACGAUACUAAGGAGUGCCGUGAGCUGAAGUGGCAAAUUGAGCUCGUCCGUAGAGGACACCUCGGUCGAUACGUCCGACAGAACAGGGAACCCUCGCCCCAUCCAGAGGGCCCCGUUGAGCGCCACAUCGACGUCAUCACGGGCGGCCCAACAUCCGGUGGGAUCAAUAUGUCCGGAAGGAAGGCAUACGCCCGCUCCGCUAGGGCCGAUGUUCCCCGACGCGGCCCCGACCCCGAGGUCGCGUUCCCCCUAAAGGACGCUGAGCGACCAAAGCAUGACGACGCGCUCGUGAUAAUGGCUCGAAUCACCAACGCCCAGGUGAGGCGAAUCAUGAUCGACAUAGGGAGCUCAACCGAUGUGCUAUAUCUUGACGCUUUCCAGAAACUUGGGUUAGCUAAAGAGGCCUUGGAGCCUAUCUGCUCGGUGCUCACUGGGUUCACCGGCGACUCGAUCUCACCGUUGGGAGCCGUCACCUUGCCCCUGACUUUGGGAGCACCGCCCAUAACAAAGACGGUGAUCUCCACCUUCUUAGUGGUGGAUCUCCCUACGACAUACAAUGCCAUCCUCGGUCGCCCCACCCUCAACAAGAUUAGAGCCGUAGUCUCCACCUACCACCAAACGGUGAAGUUCCCGACCCAUGCGGGGACAGGGGAGGUCUGGGGGAGUCCUCGUGAGUCCAGAUAG
Messenger RNA from Musa acuminata AAA Group (dessert banana), 1350 nucleotides. RefSeq lists its product as uncharacterized. Bases 1 to 1350 code for a protein of 449 amino acids. Lineage: Eukaryota; Viridiplantae; Streptophyta; Magnoliopsida; Zingiberales; Musaceae. The record is from RefSeq and is a predicted model, not a curated record. The transcript has a single exon.